UCUAGGAACUCACACAGCAACUGCACCAAUCAUAAAAAAGCGGGACCAGGUUGGGUUCCAUGGCAACCGUCGUGCCAUCCUCCAUGUGACGUAGUGAUGCUCAAUUUCAGCGGUGUCCCCAGCUUAGUGCAGUUGUCCCACAACCUGCUGUAAAAUAAGGCAGCCAGUAUAAUAGCCAGUGUUCGGGUGGGGGAGGUGUGUGCGGCCCUGCGUGUGAGCUGCUCACCUCCCGCUCCCCACGAUGGCGCUGAUCCCUUGCCAGAUUCUGCGGGCCGCCAUCCUGCUCUCCUACCUGUCACUUCUGUGCCACUACAAGGCCCUAGAGAUACCUGCGCACCACACCUAUGGGGGAAGCUGGAAAUUCCUCACAUUCAUUAACCUGGUUUUCCAAGCUGUCUUCUUUGGGAUCUGUGUCCUUUCUGACAUCUCCAGCCUGUUAACAAAAGGAAGUGAUAAUCUGGAACAAGAGAGGCAGUUAAAAAAAUUAAUUUCCCUCAGAGACUGGAUGAUGGCUGUGUUGGCCUUCCCUGUCGGAAGUUUUGUCGUGACGAUGUUCUGGGGGCUUUACCUAUAUGACAGAGAGCUAGUUUAUCCAAAACUGCUUGAUAAUUUCAUACCGCCCUGGCUUAAUCAUGGCAUGCACACAACAGUUUUACCAUUUGUACUGAUAGAGAUGAGGACGACACAUCAUGAAUAUCCAAGCCGGGCAAUCGGAAUGGCAACAGUUUGCAUUUUCUCUCUGGGCUAUAUUUUAUGGGUGUGCUGGGUUCACCAUGUGACAGGGGUAUGGGUGUACCCUGUUUUGGAAUACAUCAGUCCUGGAUCCAAAAUAAUCUUCUUUCUUGUAGUUACCAUUAUCAUUAACAUGUUUUAUAUUUUGGGAGAAAAACUCAACAGCUACAUUUGGGACACAGAGAAAUGCCUUGAAACCAGAGAAAAACGACUCAAGAUUGAUUAAAUUAUAUACUCGACUAUGGAUGCAGUCAUGCAACAUGUUCUACUGCAGCCCUCAGUAUUCACCAAUGUUGUUAUAUGAGGCUUGGUAUUUCUAUAAAUCAGGAUAAAGUUUUGUUUUUUCUCAAAGCUGAACUGAGUGAUAUGAACUGAUGCCACAUAAAUGCAUUUUUUUUAUAACUUCAUCAUAUCUUUAUAUAGAAUUUAUUUGGCAUUAAAAACUUCAAAUAAGGUAACAAAUCACUGAAAAUGUUUAGUAUAAAAUAAAUGUUCUCCCUAUUUGCAUGUGAAUGUUAGAUAACAUCCCAGUUUAUUAAAGGGACAGUCUACACAAAAAUUCUUAUUGUUUAAAAAAAUAUAUAAUGCCUUUACUACCCAUUCCCCAGCUUUGCACAACCAACAUUGUGAUAUUAAUAUACUGUACUUUAUAACAUUUAAACUUCUAAAUGUCUGCCUGUUUCAAAGACUCUAUUGACAGCCUCUUAAUCACAUGCUUUUGUAUUUGCUUUUCUCAACAGGAGACUGAUAGUUCAUGUGGGCCAUAUAGAUAACAAUGUGUUCACACCCGGGAAGUUAUUUAAGAGUUAGCACAACACAGUACUAAAUGCAACACAUAUUUUAAAUAGUCACAGUCAUGUGAUCAGGAGGCUGUCAGAAGAUGCUUAGAUACAAGGUAAUCACAGAGGUAAAAAGUGUAUUAAUAUAACUGCUGGUUGUGCAAAACGGGGGAAUGGGUAAUAAAGGGAAUAUCUAUUUUUUAAAACAAUAAAAAUUCUAUUGUAGACUGUCCCUUUAAGUAAGUAAUUAGAGACCUUGUAUGAACAAUAAAAUUUGUGUAGGAGCAUAUUUCAGUUAUUUAAAUUGCAAUAUAAUAAAAACAACAUUUUCAUCCAAAGAACUAAAGACAUAUUGGGCUAGCUCACAAGUGGCGUGCUAUUUAGCACUCCCGCUCGAGCAUUAAUCUUUUUGCAUGCAUUGGACUGCAUUCAUAUCACAAGUUGAAAGAUUAAAGUUUCUGCAUGAGCAAAACCCGACAAGAGCUAACUUCCAGACUUUGCGAUAUUGCAACCUAGUUAACGUAUUCUCCCCAUAAAAGUCGAUGGAGAGCGCAGAAGAAAAAACCUAACACCUAUCACUCACACACUAACCCGACAGGAGUUAUGAAUAUUUCACAUUCCAAUGCAAUUCACUUACAGGAAUAUGUUAUUUUCAUUGUAAAUAUAUAUAUAUACAGUAACUAUAUACAGGUACAUAUUCCCAAAUCUGGAAUUCCAAAAUCCAAAUUUAUUCUGUAAUCCAAUCUUUUUAAUAAUUUUUUUUUUUUUAAAAACAUCUUUUUCUUGAAAGGACUCAGGUUUACAGUCAUUGUAAUCUUUGUAGUACAUUGCAACAGACAUACUACUAGGCAAGAAAAAAUUGACAAAUAUAUAAAAAUAUAUAUUAAGAACAUAUGACUUGUGAAAGUCGAACAUGAAAUAUGAUUCAGCCCUUCCAGUUUAAAUAAUAUUUUUAUUUAAAAGAUAAAAAUACAGUUUUGAAUGCUACUAUGUAUACAAAAGUAUUACAAAUUAUAUAAAACUACCAUUAUAUCACAUGUAAAAGCUGUAUUAUGAUAUUGACUAAAUGUCACAAGAUAUAAUUUUUUACUCUUGGUUGAUACCCUCUCCAAACUUUUCCAUUUUAAAGAUACAAAUAUUCCAAAAUCCAAAAUAUUCCGCAAUCCAAACUAUCCCACAAUCCAAACCUUUUCCGGACCCAAGUAGAGAUGUGCAUGGAAGGAAACUUUGUUUCGUAUUAAAUUUUUGUUACAAAUAUUCAGGGAAAUUCGUUUCCCCAAAUAAUUAUCUGCUGCUAUUCGGUAUUCCUUUUUCUUCAAAAUGAGACUAAAAUCGAAUCGUUAAACAUUUACAUUAGUUUUCAUUAAAAUAAAUGUAUUUGUUUCAACGCUACAGUGAAAACUUAAUCUGUAGCUACAAUACUUACCUUAAUGUGCUCUCCAUAUUUUUGUUGGUGCAUUCUUUUGGAUUUUCUUUUCGGUAAAACAAAACGAAAAUUAGUUUUUUGUGACGAAAACAAAUGUGUAUCUCUAGUCCCAAGCAGUUUGGUUAAAGGAUUUUCUACCUGUAUGUUUGUCUAUACAUACCUGUAUACCUAUACCUGUAUAUAUAUAUAUAUAUAUAUAUAUAUAUAUACAUAUUUAGACAUGUGUAUGUAUGUAUAUAUACAAUACAGCCCUUGGCAGUCAAACACCUUGCUCUCGCAAUUGUGGUUCAACUUGUAAUAUGAGCGCUAUUUCUGACGCGCACAAAAAAAAGAAGAAAAAUUGAUAUCACUCGCACACAAAAGUUAGCGCACAACUUGUAAUCUAGCCCAUUUUGUAGUUUUAUGAUACCUCUUGAAAUAUGGUUCUCAUAAUAAAAAUGCAGCUUUAAUAUGGAAUUAUUCAGCCCACAAUAAUGUUCUCUUUUUUAUAUUUAUAUUUUAUUUACAAGCAAAAAAUAAGUGUUAACAUUUUCACUGCUCUAAACAUCAAUGUAAUGUUCUUUGGUUGCUACACAAUAUUCCUUAUAGUUACUAUAAUCCAUCUGCAUUUCCUAAUAAACCCACAUGUGUAAUCUA
This is a messenger RNA of Bombina bombina (fire-bellied toad), 3573 nucleotides long. RefSeq names its product androgen induced 1 (gene AIG1). NCBI's taxonomy places the organism in Eukaryota, Metazoa, Chordata, Amphibia, Anura, Bombinatoridae. The transcript is spliced from 6 exons. Gene Ontology annotation, cellular component: membrane; endomembrane system. The record is from RefSeq and is a predicted model, not a curated record. Bases 242 to 958 code for a protein of 238 amino acids.